AAUAAAUUUCCAAGUUGUGGCUCAAACUCACAGAUAAAGUUAGCAAUUAAGAAAAGAUAAUAAAGGAACAGUUUGGUUACAUAAACGGACAUCUCCGCCCAUUGGUCCUUCCUCCUUUCUCAUUUCCUUUUCGUGUAUUGGCUCGUUUCUCUUUGCUGUCUUACACUCUAUUCAACAAAAACAAGUAUUGGUGCCAAGAGAAAAGGCAAUAUAGUGUGGAGCAUUUACAUUCAUAUAUAAGGGAAAAGGUGCAACAGAUAUAUAGAAUACAGGAUUUUUUAGUCUCUUAAUUGAAGUAUAGUGCCGUAGGAAUGGGGGCUCCUCUAUCAGCAUGGCCAUGGGAGAACUUUGGAAUAUACAAGUAUGUAUUAUAUGGACCGUUUGUGGCCAAAGUUGUGUAUGAAUGGUUGUAUAAUGAAGAACACUCGUACUACAACCUCAGCUGGUGCCUUCAUUUGCUCACACUAAGUGCUCUCAGAGGUCUAAUUCACGUGCUUUGGGCUUCUUAUAGCCACAUGUUUUUUCUCACUAGAAAUCGACGGAUUCUUCAACAGGGUGUUGAUUUCAACCAGAUUGACAAAGAAUGGGACUGGGACAAUUUCUUGAUUCUUCAAACACUAGUAGCCUCCAUGGCCUGCUAUAUGUUUCCCUUUCUUCAGUAUCUUCCUCUCUGGAAUGCAAAAGGUCUUAUUGUUGCACUGAUUCUCCAUGUGGGAAUCUCAGAGCCACUUUAUUAUUGGGUGCAUAGGAAGUUCCAUGGAGAUUACCUUUUCACCCAUUAUCAUUCACUUCAUCAUUCAUCUCCCAUACCAGAGUCUUUUACUGCUGGACAUGCAACACUUUUGGAGCAUCUUAUUUUGACGCUAGUCAUUGGAAUCCCUAUCCUUGGGGCUUCUUUGAUGGGAUAUGGAUCAGCAAGCUUGGUGUAUGCUUAUGUUUUGAUUUUUGAUUUCCUCAGAUGCUUGGGCCACUGCAAUGUUGAAAUUGUUCCCCAUCAGUUGUUCCAGAAAUUCCCAUUUCUUAGAUAUGUGAUAUACACACCAACAUAUCACAACCUACACCAUUCUGAUAAGGAUACUAAUUUCUGCCUCUUUAUGCCUCUCUUUGACGCACUUGGCAAUACCCUCAACCAAAAAUCAUGGCAAUCACACAAAAUAUUAAGUUCAGGUUCCGGAAACGGUGACACGGUCCCACAUUUUGUUUUCCUAGCGCAUAUAGUAGAUGUGUCAUCUUCUAUUCAUGUUCAAUUCGUCCUGCGAUCCUUUGCUUCAUUGCCAUACACAACGAGGCUCUUCUUGGUCCCAUGUUUGCCCGUUGCUUUUCUAGUUUUACUAGCAAUGUGGGUUUGGUCCAAGACCUUCUUAGUUAGUUUCUACUACCUCAGAGGUAAACUGCACCAAAUGUGGGUUGUACCUAGAUGUGGCUUUCAGGUAGGUCCUUGGUGCAUUCAUCAAUAUUUUGGGGUUAAAGUCAUUAGCCUUGCUGCAUUGAAUAAGAAUGAAUCUCUAAACGGGGGUGGAAAGCUUUUUGUGGACAAGCACCCAAACCUGAGGGUUCGAGUUGUUCAUGGGAACACGUUAACUGCAGCUGUCAUACUCAAUGAGAUCCCUCAAGAUGUGAAAGAGGUGUUCCUAACAGGAGCUACUUCCAAGCUUGGAAGAGCAAUUGCUCUCUACCUUUGCCAAAAGAAAGUCAAAGUUCUGAUGUUAACUCUUUCAACAGAUAGAUUUCAGAGGAUUCAAAAGGAAGCCCCUCUUGAGUAUCAAAGCUAUCUUGUCCAAGUGACAAAAUACCAAGCAGCACAAAACUGCAAGAGCUGGAUUGUUGGCAAGUGGAUCACACCAAGAGAGCAAUACUGGGCACCACGUGGAACCCAUUUCCAUCAAUUUGUUGUCCCACCCAUUUUAUCAAUCAGAAGAGAUUGCACUUAUGGUGAUCUAGCUGCCAUGAGAUUACCAGAAGACGUGGAGGGCCUUGGCUGUUGUGAGUACACGAUGGAUAGGGGAGUAGUUCAUGCGUGCCAUGCAGGAGGAGUGGUACACAGCCUUGAAGGUUGGUCUCAUCACGAAGUUGGGGCCAUAGAUGUCAACAGAAUCGAUCUUGUGUGGGAAGCUGCACUCAAACAUGGCCUAAGGCCAGUGUCCACUUUCACACACUAGAAGAAAUUCGAUCCUCAGCUAAAGUAUUUUUCCCAAGUUAUCUUUCCUUUGUUUUGCAGUAUUGCGCAUCACAGUGGCCAUCUAAAUGUGGUUGUAUUCUUUGAUGUCGCUGUAUUACAUUUCUAAUGUUUCUUGUACGUUCAUAAGAUCACAUUGACAAGUGAUUCAUAGGCCAAAGUAACCUAGCCACCUCCCAUCCUCACUGCUUUGUUA
This is a messenger RNA of Cajanus cajan (pigeon pea), 2372 nucleotides long. Lineage: Eukaryota; Viridiplantae; Streptophyta; Magnoliopsida; Fabales; Fabaceae. The record is from RefSeq and is a predicted model, not a curated record.